Paramecium octaurelia is the source of this 906-nucleotide messenger RNA. NCBI's taxonomy places the organism in Eukaryota, Ciliophora, Oligohymenophorea, Peniculida, Parameciidae. The record is from the annotation of a GenBank genome assembly.
AUGGUAUGGAAUAACUUUCUUGACAGAUUAUAAACUCUAGAAUAAUAAAAUAUUUAGCAUGCUUCGAUUGGAUACAUGCUAGCAGCAUGUUUUUUUCAUAGUUUAUAAUUUACAGCCUAUAAAUAUGCUCACUUCACUAUUGUAACUCAAGCAUUAUUUUGUCGUGCCUUUUUAACUUUGGUGAUACUUUUCUUUGGAUAAUAUAAGUAAGAUUUUUAUCCUAAAGAUAAAGUCCAUAUAUUGUUUUUUUCAUAACUCUUAGUAGCUAUUGGGGCUUCAUUUUUAUUUUAUGGAAUCUUAUAUAUUACUACUUCAGAAGCAGCAGUAAUAAAUUCCACGACUGCUAUUUGGAGUUAAAUAAUAAGUUUAAUUGUCAAUAAAGAACCAAUAACCAAAAGCAGAAUGAUCAACACAGUUAUUUGUAUAAUUGGAAUAGUGCUGAUAGUGAAUCCAAAAAUAUCUCAAGACAAUGAUAUGCAAAGAAUAAUGGCUUGCUUAAGUGUAUUGGUCUGUAGUAUUAUCUAAGCAGCAGGGUUCAGCAGAUUAAAGUAAAUUGGUAAGGAUGUAAGACCUACAAUAACAACAUUUUAUUUUCAUAUCGCAACUAUCUUUGUUAUGAGUGUUCAACAUUAAUACGUAGCUGUAUUUGAGUACUUUGACUACUAUUUUUUAUACAUUCUUGCGUAUGCAUUAUUUAGUUUAUCUGGACAUUUAUUAUAGUUUAGAGCUUAAACAAUAGUGUCAUAUGAAAAAAUAUGUAAUUAUCAAUUUUCUUCAAUGAUUUAUUAGAUAUUUAUGGAUUAUUUUAUUUUUGGAAAGAUUUUGUCAAUUUAGGGGUUUCUUGGAGGAGGUUUGAUAGUGUUUGGAAUUUUUAAAUAGGUUCAAGAGGAUAGAAAAAUAAAAUGA